AUGUUCAAAACUAGUGUUUUAUCUCAUGAUGGAACUGAAGCAAAAAACUCCACUUCAAGUUCUGCCAUAUCAAAACAAAAAUCAAUUACUAACACUAAUCGAUUGCCAUCACCACCACCAAAAAAAAUUAAAAAAGAAGAUGCAAAAUUAAAUAAUACAUUUGCCACACUUUUUGGGUCUCCAAUACAGCCUUCAAAGUUACCACUGACUACAUCAAAAUCAACAUCACAAAAGUUGUCUUCCUCAGACAAAUCGCAAAUUAAAAUUAAGAGUAGCCCACAUCAUAAAGAGGAUAAAAAAGAUAAAGACAAAGAAAGAGAUAAAGAGAAGAAGAAAUCAAAAGAAUUAUCUAUAGACAAGGUAAAAAAAGAUAAAGACAAAAAAGAAAAAGAAAAAACUAAAGAAAGUUCUGAAAAAUCAAAGUCUCUCAAACAAAGUAGUUCUAAACCUGAAAAAAAAGAAUCUAAUCAUCAUGAAAAAAUUAAAGAAAAGUCAAAUGACGCCAAAUUAGAAAAGAAAGAAUUUAAGGAUAAAAGCAAACGGGAUGAUAAAGUAAAAGAGAAAAAUAAAGACAAAUCUCAUAAAGAUGAAAAGUCAUACCAUGAAACCAAGAUUAUAAAACAAGAAAUAAAAACUGAUUUUAAUGAUCAAGAAAAAAAGAAACAUAAAAAUUCGCCAGAAUCAAUUAAAAUAAAGUCUGAUAAAAAAAUAGAAAAAUCUGAAAAAUCAUCUAAACCUCAUAAAAGUCACAAAGAGCAUAAGAAAAGAGACAAGAGAGAUAAAGAAGAAAAAUUAAUUAAAAAAGAAGAAAAAUCUAGUUUUGUUGAACAAGAAUCUUCAUAUAAGCACCUUGAUAUACCUCAAACAGCUACAUUAAUAGAAGAGUUUCCAAAAGUUAAGGAAGAAAUACUAGAGUGUUUGCAGCCACCAAAAGCUAAUUCUUCAAGAGUUCAUGAACCUGAGCUCGAGUCUGAAGAAGAAUUUCUUUCUGAAGAUAGUGAACCACCUUAUCAACCACCAGAACCACCAAAGCCUAAAGAACCAGAACCACUCAAAAAGAAGCUUUCUCCAGAAAAUAAUUUUAUAAAAAAGAAAAAACGAAAAAAGAAGGAACGUGACACAGAAGAAACUAAACCAAAAACGAGCCGACUGGAAAUUGCAGAACAUGUACGAGAAACGUGUUCAGACAUUUCUAGAUCGCCAUCACCGUCRCACAGUAACAACAAAUUUACAGAUGAAUAUAUAAACUCAUUAAAACAUCUUCAACAUAAGAUAAUGAUGCUAGAAGAUGAAGACCUUCAAAGGGUAGUUACUGUAAUAGCCGAAACUGGACAUUAUGAAAUAACUACAAAAACUUUUGAUUUUGACCUCUGUGCUUUGAAUGAAACUACUGUGAAAAAAUUACAAGAACUUAUUACUUAGUUUAUUUAACUUAUAAUAUAUCCAUACCCAUACAUUUAUAUAUUUAUAUUAAACUUUAAUUUACUUGUUUAAAACUGAUAACAUAAGUAAAUAAUAGCAGACUUCCAAAAAUAAAUAAUAUAAAUUACCUUUUGUUGGUAUGUAUAAAUUUUGUUGUGGACAAGGCUAUAUGACUGUAUUUAUAUGGUAUAAUAAAUGAUAAUAGUAUUGUAAAUAACAAUGAUUAUGAUGUAAUUUGCGAUGAGAAAAUAUAUUGUCCAAUAUUUCCCUGUUAUGGACUUAUUUUUGAAUCGUGUGAAUUUUAAUAUGAAUUGUUUUUUUUAGUAGUUAAAUAUUCUCUUAAAUUAGAAGAAAUUUUAUUGUACAGAAAUAAUUUUGAAAGCUUUAUUUUUAACUACACAUACAUUUUUUUUGGGAGGGGGUUCAAAACUGCCAAAGAACUCUGAAUGGUUGUUUAAAACUUUUUUAUGUAUCAUAAUUCUUUAAAUUUUAUAUUCAAGUAUUUUUCAUUGAUAACUAAUCAUUUGUAAGUAAUUAAUUUAUCUUAUAAGUUAUUGAUUUUAUUUAUUUUUUUUGUCUAAUUUUAGAAACAAGUAUUGUUCGAUGUUUUUGUUGCCUUUAAAUUAUAAAUUAUUUUAAAAAUCAUAAUAUUGCAUUAUGAAUUCAUUGUUUUUUUUUUUAAUUUUCAUAAUUUUACUUCUAUAUUGCUUUAAUGAAAUGUUGUAUAGUUAUUUUGUAUAGUUUCAUAAACAAACCGAAUCAUUAAUAAUAUAAUUAAUUAAUUAGAAGCAACUUGAUAACAUACACUUUGAAAAAUAUAAUAUUUUAUCACUAGAAAUUGUUGCAAAUCAUGCAACGACAUAUUGGUGCAUCAUGGUGGGAGAGAAAGCAGACAAAAUAAAAAUUGCCGUGACUGGAUUUAUUGAAUUUAAAUACGUUAAAUAUUAAAACUAAUUUGUUCUAUUUUUAUGAAAUGUUAUGUAUAUUUCGUAUAUGUAUAAGACCUACACUAAACGAAUACUUAAUUGUAGAUUUUUUUUUACCAAUAUUUGGUAGUUGGUUAAAAAAAUAAAAAAUUA
Molecule: messenger RNA, 2501 nt
Organism: Diuraphis noxia (Russian wheat aphid)
Lineage: Eukaryota; Metazoa; Arthropoda; Insecta; Hemiptera; Aphididae
Biological process (GO): positive regulation of DNA-templated transcription
Cellular component (GO): transcription elongation factor complex
Molecular function (GO): chromatin binding
Source: RefSeq, a predicted model, not a curated record